AAGAGUUUGUGUAGGGGCGGGGGAGUUAGUAGCGAGCUCACAGCUGCUUGUUGUCAUGGAGGAGCAAAGAUGGCAGUCCUGGCCUACAGCCUGGGCAAGCGAGAAAUAAACCAACAUUUUACCAUUAAAAACGCCAAGCUGGUAUCGUUGGUGCUCGUUAUACUGCUCUUCAUAUUCCACACGGCUUCGCGGUAUUUCGGAGGCGGAGAUUCUUGUGAAUGGCUGCUGUCCAGCGGACGUUACUUGGGGGAGAAUGUGUGGCAGCCUUAUGGCUGCAUGAUGCACAAAUACAAAAGCAUGGAAGCCAAAACUUGCCUUUCAAAAAAGCGAGUGGCCUUUUUAGGAGAUUCCCGAAUCAGACAGCUAUUUCAUUCCUUCAUCAAAGUUAUUGACCCUGGCCGAAGAGAUGGCGGUGUCAAGCAUGAAGACAUUUCUUUUGAAGAAAAGAGCUCCUCUCUUUAUGUGGACAUGCUGUGGUAUCCAGAGGCAAAUAAUUCAAUGAAGGAGCGUUUGAUAUCAUGGACACACGAAGGUUCCGCAAAGCCAGAUGUUGUCAUCCUUGGUGUUGCAACAUGGUCGAUCAAGUUGCAUGGGGGUCGCAGUGAGACGUUACAGCAGUACAAAGUCAACGUGACAGCCAUCGGCAUUCACCUGGAGAGGCUGGCCGAGCAUGGGGAGGUCUACUGGGUCCUGCAAGACCCCGUCAAUGAGGAGGUGUUGAGCAAGGACAGGAAGAUGAUCACCAACCAACAGCUGGAAAAGUACAAUGAAGUGGCAGUGGACGCGCUCGGCGGCAGCAAACGUCUUGACAGUUCGCGGGUUAAGCUGAUGUCCGCAAAACGCCAGGCGGCGUUAGAGACAAUUGGCCAGACGAGCGACGGACUACACAUGCCUGAAAGCACCGUAGAUGUGGGAGCCAUGGUGCUGAUGAACGCUGUGUGCAACAAGCUCCUGAGGCCCAUCGACGGCUCCUGCUGCCAGACGUUACCACCACCUAACCUCUUCCAGAAACUAAGCGCCUGCUUUUUUGUGAGCUCUGCCCUCGUCCUCCUGACCAUCCACAUCCUCGGCAACAACCGCCAACAUCGGCCCGUUCCGCCGGACGUGGAGAGUCUUGGAGAGAAAAAGCCAUCGACGGCAGCAGCCCCUCUGGGUCUGAAGGCACCGUUCCAGGCCUUGUGCAGGAUGGGAGUGAUCAUGGCGUACUUUUACCUUUGUGACCGGGCCGACGUGUUCAUGAAGGAGCAGAAGUUCUACACACACUCCACAUUCUUCAUUCCGCUAAUCUAUAUAUUUGUCCUGGGGGUUUUCUACAGCGAGAACAGCAAAGAGAGCAAACUAUUGAAUCGUGAGCAAACAGACGAGUGGAAAGGCUGGAUGCAGCUGGUCAUCCUCAUCUAUCACGUGUCGGGAGCAAGCGCUUUUGUUCCUGUCUACAUGCACGUGCGUGUGCUGGUCGCCGCUUACCUUUUCCAGACGGGCUAUGGACACUUUUCCUUCUUUUGGCUGAAAGGAGACUUUGGACUGUACAGAGUGUGCCAGGUUCUUUUCCGUCUCAACUUCCUGGUGUUGAUUUUGUGCGUGGUGAUGGACAGGCCAUACCAGUUCUAUUACUUUGUCCCACUCGUCACCUUCUGGUUCGUUGUCAUCUACGGCACGCUGGCCAUGUGGCCACAGAUCCUGCAGAAGCGAGCCAACACUAGCGGCAUGUGGCAUCUUGGUGUCCUGGCGAAGCUUCUGGGACUUCUGGUCUUCAUCUCUGUCUUUGCCUACUCACAGGGUUUCUUUGACAGCAUCUUCUCAGUCUGGCCCCUCUCCAAACUCUUUGAGCUCAACGGAAGCAUCCAUGAAUGGUGGUUUAGAUGGAAGCUGGACAGAUUUGCGGUGAUACACGGCAUGUUGUUUGCCCUCAUCUACCUGCUGUUGCAGAAGCGCCAGGUGCUGUUCGAGGGCAAAGGAGAGACACUGUUUUCGGCCAGGAUCUCCAACCUGCUCCUCUUCUUCUCUGUCAUCACCUUCAUCACAUAUUCUGUGUGGGCAAGCAAGUGCAAGAAGAAAAGCGAGUGCAACGAGAUGCAUCCAUAUGUUUCUGUGGUGCAGAUCUUAGCCUUCAUUCUCAUUCGCAACAUCCCAGGCUAUGCUCGCUCAGUCUACAGCUCAUUCUUUGCCUGGUUUGGCAAGAUUUCCUUGGAGCUGUUUAUCUGUCAGUACCAUAUCUGGCUGGCGGCGGACACCAAGGGCAUCCUGAUCCUGAUCCCGGGAAACCCUUCUCUGAACAUCAUGGUCAGCUCCUUUAUCUUCGUGUGCGUAGCUCACGAGAUCUCGCUCAUCACUAACGACCUCGCCCAGGUGGUUAUCCCAAAGGACACGGUGGCUCUGCUGAAAAGAGUGGGGGCUGUUGGGGUCCUGGCGCUACUGGUCCAGAUGAUGACCAGAGACAGUUCGCCGGCGCAUGGGACCUGAUUAAGACCUGCUGACUCUCUAUUUAGGAUGAGGAGGCUGCUGAUGGACCACACGACUCGUCUGCCUGCUGUGUUAGUCGCACACUGAAGAACUAUUCCAAAACAAGUUUACAUGAGCCAUUAGUUCAAGCAUUUCAAGACUUACAGCAGACUGAAGGAUCAACAUUCCGUCCACUUCAACUAUCUGCUUCUGCUUGAUGACCUUCAAUACUUCAAAUAUGCAAACUCGCUCUGACAUGACACAUUUUGCUAACUUUUUGUGUGAGUAAUUUGGUCCUGUGGUCAUCUGCUGUCGCUCUGAAAUUCUGUGUAAUACAUGUACAGUAUUUAAUUAUUUAAAAUGAAGCUGAUGUUUUAUACUUUUAUUUUGUAACUUUGGUGAAUUGAAGACAAGUAUUAGGUUUGACGAUCGUAGAAGAUGCACUUCACAAGUUAGCCACACGUUGCAAGACAAGCACAGACUGGCACAACAAGAAACAUUUGGCCCUGUCGCCGCCUACAGCACUUUUGACUCCAUGUUAAAGAAGUGCAGACUAUUUUCUGCGCUUAAGCAGCUUUUUAUUAAGGAAAUCAAGUGACUGAUACAUUUUGUAUUUGUAAUUGAACAUUAUUAUUAUUCCAUGGAUCACUUCCAGUCAUCGUGGUACUUCAUUGUUCAUUUUGGUAGCGUAACAGCGACGACUAUUUAUAUACUCUUUGAAAGAUGUUACACAAGUAACCCUUUUUUUGUGACGUCUUAAAAAAUGUGAAAGUAUCCAUAUUAUUUAUAAAUACAUUUUAUUCUGCUGUACUGUACAUAACAUUGGUAAAAAAAAAAAUUAUAAAAUGUGCACUGUUGCCUUCUACUAUGUGCAGAUUUGUAUUCAUUUAACAAACUAAGGGUGUUGAAAACUAUUUAAAUCCAAAUUGCGGUUCUCACAUAUUCCUAAAAUACUUGACUUCAUAAAAGGACAUGUCCACGCUUACUUGCUGUGGGUUUAGGUCAGGUUUCAUUUUGAUUUUUCUAUCAAGUAACUACAUUGCAAGAAUGAUUUGAAUCGGCCGUUGUUUUUAAUUGAGAAUCUAAUCGUGAGUUGCAGGAUUGACAUCUCUAAUAAACACCCAUACAAAACAA
Molecule: messenger RNA, 3576 nt
Organism: Nerophis ophidion (straightnose pipefish)
Lineage: Eukaryota; Metazoa; Chordata; Actinopteri; Syngnathiformes; Syngnathidae
Gene: casd1
Product: CAS1 domain containing 1
Exons: 18
Coding region: 70-2463 (797 amino acids)
Cellular component (GO): Golgi membrane
Molecular function (GO): N-acetylneuraminate 9-O-acetyltransferase activity
Source: RefSeq, a predicted model, not a curated record